Messenger RNA from Colias croceus (clouded yellow), 3284 nucleotides. RefSeq names its product E3 ubiquitin-protein ligase LRSAM1-like. Gene Ontology annotation, molecular function: protein binding. The transcript has a single exon. Lineage: Eukaryota; Metazoa; Arthropoda; Insecta; Lepidoptera; Pieridae. Bases 230 to 2329 code for a protein of 699 amino acids. The record is from RefSeq and is a predicted model, not a curated record.
CUUCACAUUCGUAAUAAAAAAUAGGUAUAUUAUUUUAACAAACAAACACUGAACUACAUUAUUUUACAUUGCGAAAACAGGAAAUUAAAAUGGAAAUAUCUUCAAGUGACUGACUGGAAAAUUAUCAUAAGAAUUGUAUUGAAUCAGGAUCUAAAUAGACCAGGUAGAGCUGCAAUGGUGCAUAUGAAAAGGUGACAUUUUGAGUAAUUUUUCAAUUUAAUUUAAUUACAUGGGUUGCGCUGCUUCGGGCGUUAGCCGAACGAUAAUGUUAUUUAAUAAAAGCGCACACAAUUCACAAGAUUCCAGGGCCGUAUUGGAAAGAAAAUUGUAUUUAGCUAAGGAAUCGCCUGAACCUGAUUUCGAUUUAUCAGGAUGUAGCCUUCGACAGCUGCCUUCUGGAAUAUUUUCAAUAUGCAAAGUAUUUCGAAAAGAUUUACUGUAUUUACAAAACAACAGACUGAAAUCGUUAAAUGAAGGGGGGCAACUUUCAGAUUUAUAUUUGAUCAAAGCUUUAAAUAUUAGCAACAACUGUUUUACACAUUUACCAAAGAAUAUUCGUUUUCUUACAAGUCUUACUGAACUCCAUCUUAAUAAUAACCUGUUUGAGCAAAUACCAGAUGAAAUUAAAUUCCUAACAGCACUCAAAAUAUUAGAUUUGUCAGCAAAUAAACUGAAAGUGUUAAAUCCCAGUCUUGGUCAUUUAAAGUGUUUAAGAAAACUAAAUAUUACUCAAAAUAAGGAUUUGAAUGAGAUCUGUGUGGAGCUUUGUCAUGCUACAAAUUUGAUAUCAAUUGAAUUGGAUUACAAUCAAUAUGUUGUGCCUCCUGCUGCAGUAGCUAUAAAAGGCACAGAGGAGAUAAUGAAGUUCCUUUGUAAGGAAGCAAAUGUUGAGUAUAUCCCACCAUUAUCUAGAGAGUCAGAUAUUUCAACAGUAGAUAGUAGUAACAAAUUACCUGACCCUUUUACAAAACAAAAAAUAACAUGGGAGGAACAAGAAGAAGCUAUGAAAAACAGUGAAAAGAAAAUCCAUAAAGCUAAUCAACAGCAAAGAGAAAGGGUUUUGUCAAAUCUUUUAAAAGAUCAAAUCAGUUUAGAUAUAGAAAUAGCAAGAGUUCAAGAAUAUAAAGAAAUAGAAAGACAGAAACUCAUUCAGACAAUACAAAGAGAAGAAAAAGACAUUGAAUGUUUAAUAAAUAAUUUUAUGGCAUAUGAUAGAUGUAAACCUGAAGUUAUACAACAACAACUUGCUCAUGAGCAAUUGGAACAUGAUCGUUUAUUGGAAAUAACAAGACAAAAUUAUGAUAAUAUCAAAAAAUGUGAUAUUUUAAAAGCAAUGGAAAAUCUUUUAGAAGAUAACUAUUCCAUGAGUAAACAUAAGAUGUUUUAUAAGGAUAAUUUAAAUAAUAUAAAACAAAGUCUCUUAAAUCAGGAGACCGAUCUUGAUGGGAAAUUAUCUGAGUUGUUGAGUGCUAAGGACCAGUCUCGAGAAGUUCUUGUGCAGCAGCUUUUGGAAGAUCAAGAUGUACAAAAAGCAAUGGUAUCUUCUUUGCUUGACCAGGUAGAUGCUAGAAGUUGGAGUCUGAAUCAAGAAAUAUCUUUUAUUUCAUCUCAUUUAGCAAGACUGAGUGUUAUCGAACAAGAAAAGAAAAAAAUGCAUGUAUUGUACAACUAUAAUGAGCUUCUUAAUCAAAGAAUACAGUUGGUUAAUUUGCUAGAUGAUCUGUUUGACCAAAGAAAUAAAAGAAGAAAACAGUUAUUGGAAACUUUGAAUGAGGCAGAAAAUCAAAGUGAUUAUAAAACAGAUUUUUGGCUGCGGAGUUAUCAAAAGCUGUUAGAUACUGCUCCAAGAUCUUUGCUCAGUGUUGGCAAGACAUUAGAUCCAGUUUUGGCUAACUACCUUUUACAGGAGGGUGUAAUUCAUUGUUUACCAUUUUUGGUGCAAUUCAUUUUUUCUGAUAAGUCUUUGGUCAAUAUUACCCAAGAAGAUUUGCUAAAGUGUGGUGUAUCAUUGAGCACUGAUCGUGAGAAUAUAUUGAAAGCCAUACAAAUGUAUUCCGACUUUAAGAAUGAAAACUGUGAUAUGCCUCAGACUGUAGCAGGGGCAAGUGCUCCCCCUGCUGAUGAUAAUGCUCAUUUGGGGGUUCUUGAUUCAGAUGCAAGUUUGAAUGACGAUGGGGAGUGCGUUAUAUGCAUGGAAAGUAAGUCCCAAGUUGUAUUUGUGCCUUGUGGUCAUAUGUGUUGCUGUGAGACAUGUUCUCAUAAAGAAAUUAGUACAUGUCCAAUGUGCAGAACACAUAUAGAGAGAAUUAUUAAAGUUGUAGUGUCAUAGGUCAUUUACAUUUUUCCAUGGAUAUUCCAUUCUAUGUUAUUCAUUUCAUAGGUAAGUGUUACAAUCACUAUUCAAAUGUUUAUUAUUUAUUUUUAUAUUUCUCAUUAUAUCAAUUUUAAAGGUUAUUUUUAUAAAAGUUUGUUGUGGCUGUGAAGGACUGAAAAUUCAUAACAAAAUUAUCUCACAUUUCUAAGUCAUUUUUCUUUUGUAAAAUUGUUUAUAGUUUCAAAUCAUUAAGUUAUGUAUGUAUUAUAAACAUGAAAACGAUUUACAGAAAGAGAUGUUUCAAAGUCAAAAAGUGUUCAUUUUGACUAAUGACACCACCAGGUGUAGACAAUUUAUAAUCUAAGUCUUAGUCUUAAAAAAAUGAGUCAGUGUUAAACUUCUUAUUCUGUAAAUCAAGAAAUAUUAAAAUAUUAUUUUUUAUUGAAAUAUGUAUAUUAAUUUAAAAGUGUUUUCAUAAUUUCUAUAAAAAAGCACUUUUAAUUUUUAAUUAAAAGUGUUUUUUUAUAUUGUUUAUUUAUAUUUUGUGAAAAGCGCUACAUUACAGGUGACCUGGAGAUGAGCAGAUUUAUAAUAACUUUCAUAAUAAGUAAUGUAUAUUUCUUUAAAAUUUGGUACAUAGCCUCUUUAGCUUCUUUGUAACCCUAUUUAUUGAAAGGCGUAAUUUAUAAAAUACUUCUGAUAUUCUUACCUUUUAAGGGGUGACAGACGUACGAGUAAGUACGCGAACUUGUGGCUCGACGACCUUUUUCGCUCGUGUGUCACCCCAAGUACGCGUACUUAAAAACCGUCGAGUAAGUUCGUUGACGAUCCAACAUGUUUGAAAUUUUACUCGAAGCCCGCCUUGGCUCGCACGUCUGUCACCGCCGCGAGCCGAGUAAGUACGCGAACUUUAAAACCGCGACUUAAGUUCGUACGUCUAUCAGCCCUUUUUAAGUAUGUAUACAUUCUA